This is a messenger RNA of Candidozyma auris, 1128 nucleotides long. It is a transcript of the gene ERG6, whose product is annotated as sterol 24-C-methyltransferase. The record is from RefSeq and is a predicted model, not a curated record. NCBI's taxonomy places the organism in Eukaryota, Fungi, Ascomycota, Pichiomycetes, Serinales, Metschnikowiaceae. The transcript has a single exon. Gene Ontology annotation, molecular function: sterol 24-C-methyltransferase activity. Gene Ontology annotation, cellular component: endoplasmic reticulum. The coding region runs from base 1 to 1128 and encodes 375 amino acids. Gene Ontology annotation, biological process: ergosterol biosynthetic process.
AUGUCGUCAACCGUUCCAUUGGCAGAAAAAGACCACGCCAGAGACCAAGAGUUCGCCAAGGCCUUGCACGGAAACUCGUACAAGAAGACCGGAUUGGGCGCACUCAUGUCCAAGUCCAAGGAUGCUGCUGACGUUGCUAACAACGGUUACUUCAAGCACUGGGAUGGCGGUGUUACCGAAGAAGAUGAGAAGAAAAGAUUGGGAGACUACUCGCAAUUGACUUCUCACUACUAUAACUUGGUUACUGACUUCUACGAGUACGGUUGGGGUUCCUCUUUCCACUUUUCUCGUUACUACAGAGGUGAAGCUUUCAGACAAGCCACCGCCAGACACGAGCACUAUUUGGCCUACAAGAUGGGUCUCACGGAGGACAUGAAGGUUUUGGAUGUUGGCUGUGGUGUUGGUGGUCCAGGCAGAGAGAUUUGCAGAUUCACCGACUGUACCAUUGUUGGCUUGAACAACAACGACUACCAGAUCGAGAGAGCCAACCACUAUGCCAAGAAGUACCAUUUGGACGACAAGUUGUCGUACGUGAAGGGUGACUUCAUGCAGAUGGACUUUGAGCCUGAGUCGUUCGAUGCCGUCUACGCCAUCGAGGCCACCGUCCACGCUCCAGUGUUGGAGGGUGUGUACUCUGAAAUUUACAGAGUGUUGAAGCCUGGUGGAGUCUUUGGUGUGUACGAGUGGGUCAUGACCGACAAGUACGACGAGUCGAACGAGGAGCACCGUAAGAUCGCCUACGGUAUCGAGGUUGGUGACGGUAUCCCCAAGAUGUACAAGAGGGACGUUGCCGAGCAGGCGUUGAAGAACGUUGGCUUUGAGAUUGAGUACCAGAAGGACUUGGCCGCCGCUGACGACGAAAUCCCAUGGUACUACCCAUUGUCUGGUCAGUUCAAGUAUGUCCAGACGUUGGGCGACUACUUCACUGUGUUCAGAACCUCGCGUAUCGGGAGAACCGUCACCACCGAGCUUGUAGGGUUGAUGGAGAAGAUCGGGCUUGCGCCAAAGGGGUCCAAGCAGGUCACUGGGGCCUUGGAGGACGCAGCCGUGAACUUGGUGAAGGGCGGUGAGCAGAAGUUGUUCACGCCUAUGAUGUUGUACGUUGUGAGAAAGCCUAAGAACGCUUAA